AUGGAUGCGGAGAAUAAAGAUUGGAAAAGGAGCGUGGGUUUUCCAAUCAAUUACAGCUCUACAAGCUCUGAUGAUGAUUUCGACACAAAAGACGUGGUGUUCAGAAAUCCCCGCCACUCGUCAAAAUAUCUGCUCGCUGACUGCGGAGAUGGGGCUGAAGCCGACCUUCUGGGCACCACUCCGCCCCGCUCCAGAAUCCGUGACAAAGAGAGGGGCAGGAAAAAUCACUUGGAUGCGACACCGGGUUUCCAGCGCCUCUUGCGGGAGAAGAAAGAAGUGGUUGAUCACUACGAUAAUGGCUCUCCAGUAAGCGACCGUCUGAAGAAAAGAGCCAGUUUAAAAAUCAUCCGCAACAGAGCUAGGGACAGUAAACUGGACAUGACUCACGAUGCCAGAGCUGAUUCUCUACCAUCACCGAAUCCAAUACCGGCAGUACCAACUUUGGUUGAAUCAUGCAAUCGCUUCAUGUCUCUCACCUCCCGGCCCAAGAACCGGGAUUGCCAAGCCUAUGCGGAGAAGUCGCUCCUCGGCGAGACCAUCAUCGAAGAGCGGUGGAAAUGUGAGGAUGAUGAGGAACUGCCUCCGAGCAGAGUCAGCUUCCAUAAGACUUUCAGUUUACUCAUCAAUAUGGGGAAUAUUGAGAAAGGGUGUAAAAGAGCGAUAAGUCGCGAAGAGCAGGUGUGGCAGAACGAGCUAAAAGACUUAAUAUGGCUGGAGCUGCAAGCCAAACUAGCUGGCAGGACCCUCGCCCAGCAGGACGCGUUCCUUUUUGCGCAGCGGGACAUUGUACCCACCAUCAUUAAUAAUAUAUUUGAAUACAAGUUUGUAAAUACUAACCCAUGUGGUCGGCAGCUACAUCGUGAUCCUCAUAAUGACGUCGAUCCAGACCAGUCUCAGGACACGGGCGGACCUCGUCCAGACGAUAUCGUGAUAUACGGCUGUCUGUCGUUCGAGUGUCAGCGGUGUUCGGACGCCAUCGGCAAGGCGAUGCGCGAGGUGGGAGCGCUGCUGGAUUCCUUCUACAACGCCGUGUCGCUCUACCCUUCCAGCAGGAAUAUGACGGUGGAACACCCUCAGAUCGCCACUGCAGCAUUCAACGAUAGGGUUAAGGCGAUGUGUCUAUGGUAUAACAUAACUCUACACAUGCGGAUGAAGUUGGUGUCGAUGCGAAGGAUGUUGCGGUCCAUUCGGCUCAAGCAACAACGUGUGCAACAGAGAACUUCAAUGGAUUCUAGCUUUAGCAGACAAUCUUCUGAGUCAUCACGGCCUUCCCAUGUUCGAUUCAACGUACCUAACAAUCCAUCAGACUCCAGCAGCAGCGACCACUCAGCUCAAGGUGAAAUCAAAGAAGAGUCACCCGAUGAAGUUAAAGAAGAUGAAGAAGGAUCGGAGAGUGAGAAUAAAGAAGAAGAAUGUGAGAAUAUACAGGAUUCGGAAAAAGAUGAAGUAGACAGCAAUAUGAAUAGCUGCAAUUCGUACUUUAAAGACCUCAACGGUCUCAGCACGCCCGAGAUAGUGGUCUCGGACAAGUACGGCACCCAGGACUCGUCGGAGAGCGGCUACACGUCGGCGAGCGAGAUGGCGCCCUCCACCGACGCCUUCGACCUCGGCGCGCUCGCUGAGCUCACGCAGAUGCGCCUGCUCAACAGGUGCCAGGUCUCCAUGUACCGAGAAUACCACCGGGAGACACUUAAGACGCAGGGUGUGAGGCGUUGCAUGAUGUUCAUUUACAAGAUGAGGGCAUACGUGCUGGACAAGGUGUACCUUACACUGGAGAAGCCUGACACAAUAGAAUCAGAAACUCUCAUUGAAGAAGACGGAGAAGAAGUGUUAGAAGAUGCGCGGUAUGACAAUGGAAAACCAGAUGAGCAUGAUGAGGACGCCAUGAAGACCUAUGAGCUUAGACGGUAUGGGUGCUGGUCCGAAGAGUGUAUUUCCAUGCGUCUGCCGUCAUACCGAUCCCAUUUUCUACUGAUCAGUAGCAUCUGCAUGGAGGCCGUGCAUGAUUACCUCUCCUUCAGACUGGAAGCUACCCCUGAACAUCCAAGCUGUCUCACUGUUAAACAGUUGAUCCACGAGCUGCGCGAGGGCCUGGACAUAGCGUCGGAGAUGCGCGCAGACUUCUCGCGCCACGUGCGCGCGGCGCUGGGCGGCCGCGUGGUCGUGCCCGAGGCUGCCAAGGACCUCGCGCUCGUCGCGCAGACCUUCGACACCACCGUCGAGACGCUGCUUAAGCAAUACCUGUCGUACCUGACGACGAUGUCGGAGACGGAGCUGAUGGCUCGCGCCAGGUUGCAGGCGGAGUGGGCGUUCACGGCGCAACUCGCCAAGCGUAUCAAAUGCGCUGCAGUCUUAGCACCAGUCACGUUUUCGAACAUCACCUGUAAUCAACUGAGUAGACUGCUAAAGCAGUUCGAACAAGUUAACGAUUAUGACAGGGAUGCAUCUGAUAGGCACUCUGUGUACGCGGUGUGUCGCGCGGCGCAGCGCACGUACGCGUGCUCGCGCGACAUGGCGCUGCACGCGGCGCAGUGGGCGCGCGCGCUCGCCGCCCGCCUGGCGCGCGCGCCGCCCCCCGCCUACAUGCACGAGCGUGGACAGAUCUUUAACGGCCUUAUGGCCAUUCGGGAUUGCAUCCUGAAACACAUAAUGUUCAUCCUGGAGCGGAGUAAGUCAGCCAUGGCGCUCUACGAGGACACCCGCGAUGAGACCGUCGUCACCAGGGUCAGGGAACUCUUGCUGCAGAUAUACAAGCUAGGAUUUGAGCUGCACAAAGAGUUAUACAAGUAUGUACAUGCCCACAAACUGUUCGAGGAGUUGUCGUUGAGAAGACGGCGCCCUGCCUCCCUGCAGCCGGUCAGAACGCCCAUAGUGGAGCGGCGACGGAGACCUGAGACUAUAUUCGUGCAUGAUACCUCUAAUCCUAUGUUGCACAAAGAAUUGCAUCGCUUCGUGAACGAAGUCAACACCCGUCCGACCCCUCCUCCUCGUCGACAGUCCACGGCGCCGCGGAAACCUCCCCCCAACACGAAGACAGACCGUAAACCCAAGUUCAUGCGCUCCGAGAGUAUUGCGGACGAGUUCGAGAACAACGUCUUUGAUGAAAGGCUCUUUGAUAAUAUUCAUCAUUUUGGUGAAAGGCAGAGCCAGAACAGCAUCGAACUGCUGCUGUCAGGCGAGGCGACGCCCGCUGAAGAGGUGGUAGAGCUUCGACCUGGAGCGGUUGGAGCUGGGUCGGAGGUGGCGCUGAGCGAGGAGCGAGCGUGGGCCGCGCGGGUGGCCCGCGCAGUCAUACAGUUCGCGCGCUGCUGGAUGAGUUUUGUUGUCGAACGGUGUGAUAGAGGCCGGGGACUCCGACCCAGAUGGGCGAGUCAAGGCCUGGAGUUCCUCAUGCUGGCCUGCGAUCCACGCAACACGAAGCAUCUUAGUGAUGAAGAGUUCGAGGAGUUAAAAACCCUGAUGGACGGGUGCAUCUCCCACGUGGUGGGGUCGCGCCCCUCCCCGCUCUCCGCCGCGCACUCCCCGCGCCCCCGGCCCCGCCUGCCUAGUCCAUUCUCAAGCAACAGUUCAUCAAGAGAGGUGGUGACACCGUCCACCCCUCCGCCAGCCGAAAGUGAACAACCCUACUCUAACACACAGUUCCCGGAUUCUGAAACAUUACACGAAAACUUCAAAGCUGCUAUGACAGGUCGCGCGGGGCGCGUGCUGGGCGCGAUCCGCGCGGUGGACGCGGGGCGCGACGCGCGCCUGCGCAGCGCCAAGAGCGUGGGGCGCGUGCUGCCCGCCGCCGUGUGCUACGAGCCCAAGCUGCGCCAGCUCUCCUUCAAGUGGCAGCGCGGCCUCAAGAUCGGCGCCGGCAGCUUCGGGAAGGUGUAUACAAUAGUGAACACGGAGAGCGGACAGCUGCUGGCCAUGAAGGAGCUGUCGGUGGGUGCGGGUGACCGCCGCGCGCUGCAGCGCGCCGCCAACGAGCUGCGCGUGCUGGAGGGCGUGCUGCACCCGCACCUCGUGCGGUACUACGGCUGUGAGCUGCACAGGGAGGAGAUGCUGAUCUUCAUGGAGCUGUGCGUGGAGGGCUCGCUGGAGGCGCUGGUGGCGACGGCGGGCGCGCUGGCCGAGCCCACGGUGCGGCGCUACAGCAAGCAGCUCGUCUCCGCCGUCGCCGAGCUGCACGCAAGGAGCAUCGCGCACCGCGACAUCAAGAGUGGUAACAUAUUCCUGACGAACGAGGGCCACUGCCUGAAGCUGGGUGACUUCGGCUGCGCCGUCAAGAUCCGCGCCAACACCACCGCGCCCGGCGAGCUGCAAGGGUUCGUUGGCACACAAGCGUACAUGGCCCCGGAAGUGUUCAUGAAGUCGUCAGGCCACGGACGAGCGGCUGACAUCUGGUCCUUGGGCUGUGUUGUCACUGAAAUGGCAUCGGGCAAACGUCCAUUCUACCAAUACGACAGCAACUUCCAAAUCAUGUUCCUGGUAGGAAGUGGUGGUCGUCCAGAGAUCCCCUCCACUCUGUCGGAGGAAGGCCAACGGUUCUGCAUGCAGUGUCUAACCCACGACUCGGAGGUUAGGCCUAAAGCUGAAGAUCUCACUCCACAUCACUUUCUUAUGGUGAAAAAUGAUGACGACUGCAAAUGCGAGCCAGCCUUCCUCAUCACAUAG
Messenger RNA from Arctia plantaginis, 4659 nucleotides. The record is from the annotation of a GenBank genome assembly. NCBI's taxonomy places the organism in Eukaryota, Metazoa, Arthropoda, Insecta, Lepidoptera, Erebidae.